GCACGGACAAGAGACCUACCGCCGCCGCCGCCGCCACCUGCAUCGGCCGGCCGGAGCACGACGCCGGCGAGGAGACCACCAGAAUGGGUCGAUCCGGUGGUCCUCCUCCUCCUCCCUCCAAUUUCUCUGCCCAUCUCCACCAUCCAAAUCCCGUACCUUCGAGGACGGCCAUGGCCCCGGUGAUGAGGGUCGGCCUUUCCCGUCCCGACCAGUCCUCGACGGCAGCAGCCCCGUCCGUUGUGGCAUCCGCCUCUUCUAGGCCGACGCCAGCAAGCCAUGGGGGGACCCCUACAGCACCCUUUCCUGCGAGCCAGGAGUCAGCGUCCGCCAUGGACGCUGAAGCUUCGGUCGGGCACACCACCGGCAUGAGCGGCAACGUCGGCCAGACCGGCGCCCCGACCAAGAGACGUGCAGCAUGCUCAGCCACUAAGGAAGAGCAGGGUGAUUCAAUGGAGUGGACUGAUGAGUACGUCCAAAUUGUUUGUUCCUUGAUGGUUGAACAAGUGGGACAGGGGAAUCGUCCCAACACUCAUUUGAACCCUUUAGGCUAUAACACUGUGUCAGAAAGGUUCUACCAGAUGACCGGAAUUAGUUUAUCAAAGACACAACUGAAGAACAAGUGGGAUAAGUUAAAGGGCGACUGGUCUUGUUGGAAUAAAUUAAUGAGGAAGCAAACUGGGACAGGUUGGGACAGUUCGAAGGGAGUUAUUGUCAUGGACAAUGAGUGGUGGAAGAAGGCGAGAAAGGACAUUCCUGGAUGUGGCAAGUUUAGAAAAAAGCCUCUUCAAAAUCUGGAGCAUCUUUCCAAAAUGUUUGGUGAUAUUUUGAAUGAUGAACAAGAUCAUUGGAAUCCCAUGAGUGACAACCCCAUCAUACCCCCAAGUCAAGAGAUUUUUGUUGAUGCUGAUAAUGUUGUUGGAAUUGGAGAGGAAGAGGUUCAUGACAUCCCUGAUGAUAUUGGUAAUGUGGUUGGAGGUGAGGAGGAUGAGGUUCAUGAGGUUUCGCCUUGCAUUGCUAAUGCAAAGAAAUACCUCGUGUUCUUUUUGAAAAAAAUAAGAAGCCAAAGUCAAGCACAACACUUGUUAUCCAAGAUAAAAUCACAAAGAUAGCUGAAUCCGCCGCUUCUUUUACUUCAAUGAAGCAAGGAGAGGUGACAAUCAAGGAAGUCAUGGAUAUGGUCUUGGAAUGUGGGGCCGUACACGGUUCCGAUGAGCAUGAUAUUGCCACACAGUUAUUUGUGAAGAAGGACCAAUGGGAAAUGUUCAAGACCCUUCCUAAAGAGUUUAGGUUCAAUUGGCUUAAGAGGAGAUACAACGACAAGUAUGGAAAUUGAAGAAGUAGUGUGUUGGCGCAUGAAUUUUUCUUACGUCAUGUCAUUUGAACUAUUUGCUUUAUGUAUGUUGGAGUGAACUAUUUUGUCAUUGUAUGCCACU
This is a messenger RNA of Aegilops tauschii subsp. strangulata, 1433 nucleotides long. RefSeq lists its product as uncharacterized. Lineage: Eukaryota; Viridiplantae; Streptophyta; Magnoliopsida; Poales; Poaceae. The record is from RefSeq and is a predicted model, not a curated record.